GCGGUGCAUUCCCCUUUGGCCGUGCUGAAUCUGUACUGGGCUUUCAUGUGGGAACCUCGCAACGACGAAAGUCCCCAUGCCAUGGUGUCUCUCCUUUGGAACGAUGAGGUGGAAGGGACUCUGCUGGUGGUGGCCGCAGCGCCAUGGCUGGGGUGGUUUUGGUGUCCCAAAAAGGAGGAAUCCAGAGAACUUGGCGAUGGUUGCGAUGGGAUCAGUCCGUUUUGGUGACCAAAAACCGGCUGGAGAGAGGGUUGGACGUGAUCCCCAUCACACUUGGAGAGGGGGCGGCAGCCUCCGCCGGUCGAGAGAUGUGACAUGUUCAGCUAGCUAGCCAGAAAGUCCGUGGAUCACGUGCAAAAGCUGUUUUAGAGGAUUGGCUUUGCCACCAAACUUGAAAAGGAUAGAAAAGUUGGACACUUGGGUUAACCCUUUAUUCUCCAGGGAAACUGAGGAAUCAAUUUAGGAUCUGGCAACAACGGAGGGAUCAAAGUGAUUAUACACAGCCAGCAUGGUCCUAGCCUUCCAAGACUGUGUUUCACAUGGUUGACCUGGUUUUGUAGUGUUGCGAGGCUGGAGUUGGAAAAGGAUUUUCCAUGAUCACAGGCUUGAUCACAGUCUUUCACUUCCAUGGUAGGAGGGACGAGCACAUGGACCCUCAUGUCAUCACCGGUGGUUGUUUUUUUGUUGAAGAGCCUUGGCUUGUUCUCUCAAACAGCUUCCGGAAGACACAGAAUCUUCGAUCUCCACCAUUCUUUGGUCGCCUCCCACGUUCCCAGAAGGGCCAGCCAUCUUUGGCCACUUCGCCCAUCUUCGCCUCGCACCUCUCCGUUUCGAUGCUUUUCGAUGCAUGGGACUCUGGGACUUCCGUGCUGCGCCGUCUCGCGCCAGCGCCGUCUCCCGUCGCCAGCGCCGUCGCCGUCAGGCGUGUGUCUUCGCCGUGGUGGCCGUGAUCGUGAAGACCGAUCCGUUGCCGGUGCCGAUCCGUUCCGCCACGGCGUUCUGCCACGUUCCGCUUCGCGGAAGACGAAGCAGGAGGAGUCGCGUUUCUUUUUUUUCUGCGUGUGUGAAGGAAUCAGGAGUCAUGGGAGCAUGCGGGGUUUUUGUUCAGAGUCUGCGAGUGGCUGCUGAAAACCGUUGGCUGGUCAAGCGACAGACUUGACUGACGGGAGGUGCUCUUGGCGACGGAACUCCGAUUUGUGGUGAGCUGGAUAAUCUCCAUAGCCUUCAUGCUCCUCUUCCAGAAGAAGCUCAACCUCCGCUGGCUUGGCCCUCCUGGCAGCCAGAGAUGGCUUAUCCUGAAGGGCGUCUUGCAGGUGUCCUUCAUCACCUGCUGGUGGACUGCGCUGCAAAGGGCACCGGUGGGGAACUGCGUGGCCAUCAUCUACAGCUCUCCAAUUUUGACCUCCGUCUUCUCACGGCUCUUGCUCAAAGAGCCUUUGGGAAGUCAGUUUCCCUUGCAGGUGCUUCUGUCAGUGAUUGGUGUGAUGCUCAUCUUGGGCCUGCCCUUCCACGGUCUCUUGUCGGUGGCCUUCUGGCGCCACUCCUGGUCCUCCAGCGGGGAGGAGUACCACUUUGUCUUCUUGGCGCUGCUCUUCAGUGCUUUGCUGCCACUGGUCACCAAGCAGACUCAGGAAUGCAGCUGGAUUGAGGUGGUGCACGUGACUGCUUUGUUGGCCUCGUUCCUGCUGAACCCUGCGCUACUCCUGGGUGAUGUGCUCCUGGGUGGGGGUCAUGCCAUUCCAGGCGACGGGCUCGGUGUGCGUGAGGCGGCGCUGAUCAUCCUCGCAGCUGGCGGAUCCUUCUUGGGUGUAGCUCUGGAGACCAGGGGUUAUCAGCUGGCACAGGUGGGCCGGGCCUCCAUGUUUAGAUAUGUGGAAGUGCCUUUCGCCUACUUCUUGCAGACGUGCUUCACUCAUGAGCAGGUGAAGUUCCGAGCGCUUCUGGGGUCGAUGUCUGUGAUCGCAUCAGUGGCUCUGGUGCUCGACUGGAACAGCCUCCCCAUGGCGGACACCCAUCACUUCGGUACUCGCCUUUUCCGCGCAGAGAAGCAAAAGAGAAGCGGCGCGAUCGGUGCGCAGAGAUUGGAGACGCCGAGCGAAGCGUUCUUGGUGAGGCUACCUGGCAACUCGGCUGAAACGGACGCGUCGCGAGGAGAGACCAUCAGUCCCAAAGCGACCUUGGAGCAGUUUGACUUUGACUUGGAAAAGGGCUGCUGCUGGAACUCCCAGGCUGGUGCGACGAAGCUUCGGCAACCACCGCCACCCAGCAGCUUCCUCCAACGGUACACCAUCGUUAGCUCCUCUGUGAACAGUGACGAAUUCCACCUGAUGAACGAAGGUUUGGAGCUCCUGAUGAUCGCCAGGCGAAAGCCAGACAAGCAGAGCAUUGACUUCUGGCUUCCUGAGGAUGGGGAACAGCAGGCUCCGCCUGUGCCAGCCUUCUGCAUGAGAUACCAGAAGGAGGGCGACGAGUGGGUCCUGGUGCAGUCUCGCUGUGAGGGCUGUGCGCAUCGGCCUUUCCACCUCACCUGCGACUUCUUGGGGCGAGGACAACAGGUGGCUCGCAUUCAGCACACCCGACGAAGAGUGGAGAAGUGCAAUGUGCACUUCGUGGACUUAUAUGUGCCUCCGCUGCUCAAUGAGCAGUCCACUCUUUGGUGUCCCGCUUGUACUAACAAGGACUUGGGAAGCAAGACGCCCCUCAGCGUGGGAGGCAGCAGCAGCCCUACAACCAAGAGCCCAUCCUUCCACUUACUGCCGCCCGAGGGCGCCGCCGCGCUCCACCUCCAAUCGAAGCUUCCAACCUGGAGCUCCGAGCUGGAGAGUUUGAUCCAAAACUUCGAGGACCGGGUGGGGCUGCAUCCAUCCCCUCGGAAUUUCAUGGUCCAAGCAGAGGGCAAGGUGGUGAUGCAACACGCACAGAUCGCAGAAAACACAUGGUGCCUAGACUUCAAACAUCCGCUCUCAGUGAUCCAGGCCUUCGCUGGUGCGAUGUCCUCUUUGGAUUGGGAUUAA
Molecule: messenger RNA, 3014 nt
Organism: Durusdinium trenchii
Lineage: Eukaryota; Dinophyceae; Suessiales; Symbiodiniaceae
Source: the annotation of a GenBank genome assembly